CCCGGCGGGUGGCACAUGUCUGAGGUUAUCCAGGCUGUCUUCUUUGGGAUUUGUGUCUUGACCGACUUGUCCAGUCUUCUCACUAGAGGAAAUGACAGUCAAGAACAAGAGAGGCAGCUGAAAAAACUCAUUUCCCUCCGUGACUGGAUGAUGGCUGUUCUAGCUUUCCCAGUUGGAGUGUUUGUCGUGACGAUGUUUUGGAGCAUCUAUAUCUAUGACAGGGAACUGGUUUACCCAAAGCUACUUGAUAAUUUUAUACCAGCAUGGUUAAAUCAUGGAAUGCACACAACAGUUUUGCCCUUUGUAUUAAUCGAGAUGAGAACAACACAUCAUCAGUAUCCCAGCAGGAGCUGUGGACUGGCUGCAGUGUGCACCUUCGCUGUUGGCUAUAUUUUAUGGGUGUGCUGGAUUCACCAUGUUACAGGAGUGUGGGUGUACCCGCUUCUUGAGCAUCUCAGCCCAGGUGUCAAAAUAAUCUUUUUUACAGCUGUAACCGUAAUUAUUAAUAUAUUCUACUUGGUGGGAGAGGUCCUGAACAACUACAUCUGGGAUACACAAAAAUGUAUCGAAGAAGGAAAAGAAAAGCCGAAAUUGGAGUGAACAACAAGAGGCAACAUAGAAGAUUGUUUAUGGCUCCAUGGAAGAUUUCUCAUCCCCAACAGAGGUCGCCAUGGAGAGGAAUCUUUGGAAAGGAGGAAGUUUAAUGGGCCCUCUGUUCAGUGCAAGGAUAUUUUUGGAUUUUAUAUGGAGGGAAAAUGAUUUUAGCUAAAAAUAAUAAUAUCAUUUCAACGUUCAUUCCUAUUUCUCCAUGCUUGCAUGUGACAUACACAUAUAAGAUGUAUAUUUAUCUCCAUGGCAUUCUCAAUGUGCAUUUCUUGAAUCAAAUAAGUCAUUAAAUCAUUAAGUCAUUAGAUCACUUCUGCCAAGAAGAAGGAGUACAUUCUCUGUAUUGUUUGAGAAAAGCUUAACCAGAUAGGUCUAAUGCAGGGAAACAAAACAAUUCUAUAUAUUUCAAAGUACAGCAUACAAGCUAAUUGCAUGAAUGUAUCUAAAGAACAGUUCAGUUUGACUGAAAUAUCAAUGUAACACUAUGUAACAGCUGCCUUAAAUUUGUGAUGUUAAUAAUUUUAUCAGUCUAGCAAAAUCUUAUUUGCGGUGUUAGAAUAUCUUCUUAAAUAGGCCUAAAUAAAGAACAAAUUAUCCUUGCA
Messenger RNA from Manacus vitellinus (golden-collared manakin), 1208 nucleotides. It is a transcript of the gene AIG1, whose product is annotated as androgen induced 1. The record is from RefSeq and is a predicted model, not a curated record. The coding region runs from base 16 to 600 and encodes 194 amino acids. Lineage: Eukaryota; Metazoa; Chordata; Aves; Passeriformes; Pipridae. The transcript has 6 exons. Gene Ontology annotation, cellular component: membrane; endomembrane system.